AUGUCGCGACUCACUAUGAAAGGGAAAAUCAUAGCAGACGGUCGAGCUUACGAAGUGUAUACUUCUCAAAAAGAAGUACAAGAAAUUCAGAAAAAACUCAAUAAUAAAGAAAUCGAGCGCAAACAGCAGUUAAACAAAUCUUAUCGGCGUCUCAAUAAUUGAACACCACUGGGAGCCACUAUGGCUCAAGAGGAGAUUUUCGAGAGUUCAUUUGAGAACGACCGUUUUUUAAUGGCGCUUGAAGAUGACAAUUUAUUUCGUCCACGCCAAAUUACUGAUCUGGAUGCAUCACAGAGCAUUGAGAAUGCCACGCAGUAUAACGACGAGAAUGUCAAUGCAGAUUCCGAACCAUCGCGCGGUGCUACUCCCAACAAAUUACCUUGUACGAGCACUUUAGCUGCAGCAAUCGCACGUUUAAAAGCACAAAUGUCUAAGCCCUUCGGUUCACUGCCUCCAGCGUAUCCAAAUUCAUGUUGUGAAAACACAGAACCAGAGGUACCCACAAGCAGCACUAAAGAUCUGCGAAAAAACAAUGAACAGUGUGUGGUUGAGAAGCAAAAGCCAAAAGAAAAGACACAUAAAUCGAAGGAUCAACGUCAGUUUGCACCACCAGUACCGCCAACGACAACGUCGAAAAGCAAAAAAUCACAAAAUCGUCAACGCAAAUCAAAGGUUAAGCGAUUGGCACAAAAGUUCAACUCAAAACUAUCCCAAUUGAUGUGUCAUGAGUCAACCGAGACAAAAGAGAACAGCGUAGAUAACGAAUCGGAUGAGGAAGUAAAAGUUGAAGAGUUGCAUACUAGCAAGCUGCCAGUUGUGCUCAAGCCUAAUCCAGAACGGGGUAGCUGUUUGCCAAAGCAACGUGUCCCUCCACGCCAACUGCCACGUAAAAUACGUGAACAACGCUACAUCAAUGAAAUGAAAAUCCUACAGGAUUCACGAAAACGCUGCAUUGACCCAGUCAGCUCAAUGUCUUUCGAUACGUUUGGACCACCGAAGAAAAUACACCGCACUUGGACCGAACGCUUCCAAUCAAAGGCGAGCUAUCGGAACAUGCUGAUGGAACGUAUGUUCUGCAAUUGGAUCACGGAGAAAUAUGGUGUCACUUUCGAUAUCCACUCAGUAGAAAACAACGAGGAUUCUUUCACAAAUGCUGACGAAGCGAAUACCUUAAAAUGUCCAGUCAUAUCGAAAUCGGAGUUUUGUUUAUUGUUUGGAAAGGCGAUGGUGAAGUUCGAUAGCGUAGAAUCGCGAGUAAUGCGACGAAACAGUACUCAUAAAGCAUUAAAAAUAAUUAAUGAUCCACGAGAGCAACAGGACACUAACAAAAGUGUUGAGAUUGCAUUGCCAAUUAGCCAAAUUGGCACUUCCAUCGAUGAAAAACUACCACAUGAAGCCUCCAAUCGAGUCCAAGGUAAGGUGAAACGUCAGGUGCCACAACCACCCACGGCAAUUAAUGAGAUCCGAGAACAGCUGAACACUAACAAAAGUGUAAUUGAAGCUGAAUUGCCAAUUAGCCAAACACAGGAACCCUCCAAUCGAGUCCACGGGAAGGUGAAGCGUCAGGCGCCACAACCCUCCACGACAAUUAAUGAGGCCCCACAACAGCAAGACACUAACAGAGGAGUAAUUGCGAGUGGAGCAGCGAAUAACAUAACAUCACCAGAUGGCACAUUGCAGAGCCCUAUAGAUAGCUUCAUUGAUCUUGGCUUUGAGACAGGUUCAAAUUAUACGGAAAGUCCUAAUCGUACAGCAGCACCAGUGAUUACACCAAAACAAAUGAAAAGUGCGUCACCGCCUUCCACCAAAUUAACGCCCGAAAUGGACAAACGUACGCAGCAAAAUAACUUUAGCUUUUCGCCGUCGACAGCGGAUAAGAGCUUGCAAAAUAUAUCACUGCCAAUCUUCAGCAGCAAUACCGCCCGCAUGAUAGAACAGGAAUUUAUUAGUCCCAUACGUACAGUUAACGGAGGCCGUCGCCGCUUGUGGCAGGCUAAUGAUUCACGUCAGAGUUCGCCAUCUAUGCAAGUUAUCUGUGAAGAUCCCUUGGAGCAUGUCGAACCGUCGAAAAUAGCGAACUCGCCGAUUAUCACUGAAAAUAGCUUCUUUAGUACCACUUUCAACUUAAUUAUGGCCAACAACACCGAGCAUCAAGAUAAGUCAUCAAAGUUUUGGGUAUGCGCUGUGGACUUUAAAAUUGCUCUGGAUAUAUUCUACAGCCCACCAGAUCGCCUAAACCUACUAAAUCAAAUAUUCAGCCAAAAGAGCUGUGAGAGUCAGGAUUUGUACUUUGGCAUCGAUGAUUAUAAAUUCUCUAUGCGUAAUGCAAUCGAAAAGACGGACAUCUCAGCGCGCAUACCUGCAGUGAAAGGCUGCUCUUACUAUUGGUUCUGCUCCGGUGAACUGGCUGUGCCAUUCAACGGUAAACGUUUAGCAACAGAAAAGAUUCAACGUUUGUUCAGUUUCAUAAAAGAUUCAACGACAGAUAAUAUGCGGCUACGUUUUGGCGUCGAUAACUAUGAAUUUUCUAGGGCGUCUGAAAACAAGGGAAACAGCAACAGAUUUUCAAUGCUUGCUGGCCCGCAUGAGAAACGCAGUUUUGCUAAUUCGAACUAUUCAAAAACAAGCAACCGAUAUGUCUCCGAAAAUGGUUUAAAAAUAGAUCCUAAAAAUUUACGCCAUACCCUGGAAUCGCCCCGCAAUGCGACUGCAAAAAACAGUUUUCACAAUGAAAAAAUUGAUAUCGAAACCUUGGAAAAACUCUUCCAAGAUGAUGCAAAAAGCUUAGAUGCCAAGAUGGACAGACUGAGACUCACACGAACGAUAUCAAAAAUGAUAAAUAACCUAAAGAAAAUAAAUAUUGAUUUAAAAGAAUUGGAAAAACGCAUGAAAAUGUAUUCGAAUCACUCGGGUAUGGCUAAAGCUAUCCUACCUCACUCCAAAGAAUCGCCGCUUUAUAUGCAAAAAUUGCGCAUCAUAACCUGUGCCAUCAACAGUCUUCUAAGCGAAAAGGGUUUCACGGCAUGCAGCAAGGAGCAGUUGGAGGGUUUUAUGCUCUUUCUCACACACUAUGCCCAUAUUUGUUUGGAAAGUUGCAACAAGCACAUGAUAAACGUGUUGGACGCACUAGUAAAACACCAUCAAGAAAAUAUAGACAAGGCAAAUAUUGAACUGGGGUUGGCUGAAGCCAAUGGCAACGAGUUGAAAAAGCCUUAA
This is a messenger RNA of Anastrepha obliqua, 3216 nucleotides long. RefSeq lists its product as uncharacterized. The transcript is spliced from 2 exons. NCBI's taxonomy places the organism in Eukaryota, Metazoa, Arthropoda, Insecta, Diptera, Tephritidae. The record is from RefSeq and is a predicted model, not a curated record.